Messenger RNA from Austrofundulus limnaeus, 1867 nucleotides. RefSeq names its product protein phosphatase 1, catalytic subunit, gamma isozyme (gene ppp1cc). The coding region runs from base 355 to 1326 and encodes 323 amino acids. The transcript is spliced from 7 exons. Gene Ontology annotation, molecular function: protein serine/threonine phosphatase activity. The record is from RefSeq and is a predicted model, not a curated record. NCBI's taxonomy places the organism in Eukaryota, Metazoa, Chordata, Actinopteri, Cyprinodontiformes, Rivulidae. Gene Ontology annotation, cellular component: nucleus; cytoplasm.
AGCUCGUUGAAGGUGCGGCAAAGAGGAACAGCAGCCGGGACGGCAUCGCUAGCUGCUUGCUAGGGUGUUUGACGUUUAUUUUUUUAUGUCCCAUUUUUCCAACUAAAACCGACAUUUCAAUCAUUUUUAAUAGGCUGUAGUGAAUGAAGAACUUGUUUUAUCUUUUUAAAUUAGUAAGGAGCAUUUUGACAGAAACCGAGACACAAAAAWAUAUAUAUUUUUACGCUCAGCCGGAAAAUUAUUGGAGCUAAGCUAAAAGAUCGUGGCUAAUUCUAUGAUAGCUAGUUAGCUAGCUUUCGCAACUGCGUUAAAGACCUACAUUUUUUGAUUGAGUUUCUUUUGUAAGCGUUUGCGAUGGCUGAUGUCGAUAAACUCAACAUAGACAGUAUUAUCCAACGGCUUUUAGAAGUCCGAGGAGCAAAACCUGGCAAAAAUGUGCAGCUGCAGGAGAAUGAGAUUCGAGGAUUAUGCCUCAAGUCCAGGGAGAUCUUCCUCAGUCAACCCAUUCUUCUGGAGCUCGAGGCUCCUCUUAAGAUUUGUGGUGACAUCCAUGGACAGUACUAUGACCUGCUGAGGCUGUUUGAGUACGGGGGCUUCCCUCCAGAGAGCAACUACCUGUUUCUGGGUGAUUAUGUUGACCGAGGAAAGCAGUCUCUUGAAACCAUCUGUCUCCUGCUGGCCUACAAAAUCAAAUACCCAGAGAACUUCUUCCUGCUGAGGGGAAACCAUGAGUGUGCUUCAAUCAACAGAAUAUAUGGCUUUUAUGACGAGUGUAAACGAAGGUACAACAUCAAACUCUGGAAGACCUUCACAGAUUGUUUUAACUGCCUCCCUAUYGCUGCGAUUGUUGAUGAGAAGAUCUUUUGCUGCCAUGGAGGACUGUCACCUGACCUUCAGUCCAUGGAGCAGAUCAGACGCAUCAUGCGCCCCACCGACGUGCCCGACCAGGGCCUGCUGUGCGACUUGCUGUGGUCCGACCCAGACAAAGACGUUCUGGGCUGGGGGGAGAAUGACAGGGGGGUCUCGUUUACCUUCGGCUCAGAGGURGUCGCCAAGUUCCUACACAAGCAUGACCUGGACCUGAUCUGCCGCGCCCAUCAGGUUGUUGAGGAUGGCUACGAGUUUUUUGCAAAGAGACAGCUCGUCACUUUGUUCUCAGCGCCCAACUAUUGUGGGGAGUUCGACAACGCUGGUGCCAUGAUGAGUGUUGAUGAGACUCUUAUGUGCUCAUUUCAGAUUUUAAAGCCAGCUGAGAAAAAGAAGCCCAACGGCAGCCGUCCUGUGACCCCUCCUCGCAACAUGGUCACUAAACAAGCCAAGAAAUGAGGGGAUGAGUGGGAGACAAAGGCCGGAGACUCACCCCUCUGGUUUGCUUUCGUCCUCUGCAUUUGAAGGAUUGUUUAUUCUUCAUGCUGCAAUACUGAAAAAGAAAUAUCCACUCCUACUCGAUGAAAGCAAAAUAUUUUAUUGUUCUGUUCACAGGGGUAAAUUGAUAUGUCACCGUGAAAAACCUCAGGUGUUUUGCACUCCAUUUUACAGCAAGUCUUUGCCACAUAUGACUGUUCAAUCAGGAAAAACCUAACAAUACAGCUACUUAUGCACAGGAAUGCCUUGUUUGAAGCUGUGCACAAUUUUUCCAGGUUCUUUUGUCUCAUUGGUCAUUUCAUUUUCACAGUCUGUAAAUUGUAACCUACGGCUGAAAAAAUAUAAUGAAAGUCACAUUGGUUUACUUCUGUAAAAGUUAAUUUACUCUUAGUGUCACAGCAUCACUCUACAUUGCACAUUUUUAAACAAGUUGUGUGCUAAAUUAAUAAACAUUGCACCCUUGUAAUGUCUAAAUCUUUCUAAUAAACUUUCAAGUGUGUUU